Messenger RNA from Owenia fusiformis, 1083 nucleotides. NCBI's taxonomy places the organism in Eukaryota, Metazoa, Annelida, Polychaeta, Sabellida, Oweniidae. The record is from the annotation of a GenBank genome assembly.
AUGAGGUGGAUCUUGACGCUACUGUUGUACGUUACGCACAGCUUGGUUUUGAUUGAAGGAGGACAGCGAAAACUAAGACCUUGUCGACCUAAUCCAUGUAAAAACAGAGGAAGAUGUACUUUGACCAAUGGUAAAGACACUUGCAUAUGCCCUGCUGGAACUUCCGGGGACCUUUGUGAAAUGAACCCGGAUGAUUGUAAAUCUAGACCAUGCCAGAAUGGAGCAACUUGCCGGAACUGUGAAAAUGAUAAAAAUGAAUGUGCCCCGAGGAAUCCAUGUAAACACGAAUCAAAGUGUAUUGAUACUAUUGGUAAGGCACUCUGUAAAUGCCCUACUGGGCUGACGGGAGACCUUUGUCAAAUUGACAACCUGAAUGAAUGUGAUCGUAAUCCAUGUAAAAAUGGUGGAAGCUGUGCUGAUGGACCUGGUAAACCAAUCUGUACAUGCACUGCCCAAUUUGCUGGUGAUCUAUGUGAAUAUGCCAGAGAUGAUUGUCGUCCAAAUCCUUGUAAAUUUGAUGGAACUUGCACUAACACUGGAUCUGUCACAGAUGGUGGAUUCACUUGUCGUUGUAAGCCUGGUUACACUGGAGCAACUUGUGCAAUAAAUAUCAAUGACUGUCUACCAAAUCCCUGCAAAAAUCGAGCACGGUGUAAAGAUGGUGUUAACAGCUUUACCUGUGGAUGUCCAUCUGGUUGGGAGGGCACGUUGUGUGACAAGGAUGUGAAUGAAUGUCUUCUUGGAAAGUGUCUGAAUGGUGCAAAAUGUCAAAAUACAGAAGGGAAGUUUAAUUGCACCUGUGCCCCUGGAUAUUAUGGAACAAUUUGUUCUUUAAGGCAGAAAAAACUAAAAAGUUGUCGACCUAAUCCAUGUAAGAACAGAGGAAGGUGUACUUUGACCAAUGGUAAAGUCACUUGCAUAUGUCCUGCUGGAACUUUCGGGGACCUAUGUGAAAUAAACCCAGAUGAUUGUAAAUCUAGACCAUGCCAGAACAGAGCAACUUGUAUUGAUGGCCUUAAUAAAUACACAUGUAGAUGUGUUCAGGGCUACAUAGGCCGGAACUGUGAAAAUGGUAACAUUUAA